Cordyceps fumosorosea ARSEF 2679 is the source of this 1323-nucleotide messenger RNA. Its product is annotated as flavohemoprotein. The transcript has a single exon. Bases 1 to 1323 code for a protein of 440 amino acids. The record is from RefSeq and is a predicted model, not a curated record. Gene Ontology annotation, biological process: nitric oxide catabolic process; cellular response to nitrosative stress. Gene Ontology annotation, molecular function: oxygen binding; nitric oxide dioxygenase [NAD(P)H] activity; FAD binding. NCBI's taxonomy places the organism in Eukaryota, Fungi, Ascomycota, Sordariomycetes, Hypocreales, Cordycipitaceae. Gene Ontology annotation, cellular component: intracellular anatomical structure.
AUGGCCCUCACGCCCUCCCAAGUCACCAUCGUCAAGUCCACCGCCGCCGUCCUCAAGGACAAGGGCGGCGAGAUCACCCGCAUCUUCUACGCCAACAUGCUCGCCGCCCACCCCGAGUUGCGCAACCUCUUCUCCCUGCGCAACCAGGCCACCGGCGCCCAGCAGGCCGCCCUCGGCGCCGCCGUCCUCGCCUACGCCGCCUACAUCGACGACCUCCCCCGCCUCCAGUCCGCCGUCGAGCGCAUCGCCCACAAGCACGCCUCCCUCUUCGUGCGGCCCGAGCAGUACGCCAUCGUCGGCGAGCACCUCGUCGGCGCCUUCGCGGAGGUCCUCGGCGACGCCCUCACGCCAGAGGUCGCCGACGCCUGGACCGCGGCCUACGCCCAGCUCGCUGACGUCUUCAUCGGCCGCGAGCGCGCCCUCUACGAGGAGCCGGGCGCCUGGCAGGACUGGCGCGACUUUGCCGUCGCCGAGAGGGAGGAGGUCUCCGAGGGCGUCGUCAGCUUCUACCUGAAGCCGGCGGACGGCGGGAGGCUCCCGCGCUUCCUCCCCGGUCAGUACGUCAGCCUGCAGAUCCCCAUCCCCGAGCUCGGCGGCCUCCUGCAGUCCCGCCAGUACAGCCUGAGCGCCUUCCCCAACGCCGAGGGCGAGUUCGAGGCGUACCGCGUGACCAUCAAGAUGGAGCCGGCCACCGCCGGCGCCGACCCCAACGACGUCCGCGCCCUGGCCGCCGGCAGCAUCGCCGGCAUCGUCGGCAACCGCCUGCACGCGCGGUACAACGUCGGCGACACCGUGCAGCUCAGCUCGCCCCGCGGCGAGUUCGUCUUCGACGCCGCCCGGCUGCGCUCCCCGUCGUCGCCCGUCGUCCUGCUGUCCGCCGGCGUCGGCGCCACCCCGCUGCUGUCCAUGCUCGACGCCAUCCGCGGCGCCAACGACGACCUCGCCGCCACCGGCGCCACCACCGACACCGGCUCGGCUCCUCGUCCGGUCGUCUGGGCGCACGCGGCGCGCAACGCCAACGCGGUGUGCUACGGGAAGCACGUCCGCCAGGCCGCCGAGGACGCCGACGCCGACGUCACCGCGAAGGUCUUCCUCAGCAACGUCGCCGAGACGGACGUCCAGGGCGUCGACUACGACUACAAGGGCCGCUUCGACGUCGGCGUCCUGGUCGCUGACGGCGUCCUGCCGCUGGCAAAGCCCGACGCCGAGUAUUUCCUCUGCGGACCGAAGGACUGGAUGAUCCAAGUCAGGGACGACUUGAAGGCCAACAAUGUGAGCCACGACAAUGUUCACCUCGAGCUCUUUUCCACCGGCGACGUUUAA